AUGCCUAAAGACGUCAAAAGACCCGAACUCGCCAAACCGUAUGUGCAUGUGCCGGUGAAACCUCGCAAUUCCGCUACUGGAUUUGCUGCUCAGAACUUGCCAAUGGUGGCCAUGUUUAUGAGAAACAAGCCCUUGGCUUGGUCGUGUCUUUUGCUCGCUGUGCAGAGCUACCUGAAUGAGCCACUGAUCAAGUCGCCUGACGAUGAUGCCCAACCAGCGAUUUUCAAGAUUGUGUUUGCGGUUAUUGGUGUGCUGACCAGUUAUAUGGACCUUGUUUUCCCAAACACCAACCCGCAGGCUCGGCUCCAAAAACCUGCACCUACUGAAGCUUAG
Messenger RNA from Ogataea parapolymorpha DL-1, 333 nucleotides. RefSeq lists its product as uncharacterized. Lineage: Eukaryota; Fungi; Ascomycota; Pichiomycetes; Pichiales; Pichiaceae. The coding region runs from base 1 to 333 and encodes 110 amino acids. Gene Ontology annotation, cellular component: endoplasmic reticulum membrane. Gene Ontology annotation, biological process: protein insertion into ER membrane. Gene Ontology annotation, molecular function: protein folding chaperone. The record is from RefSeq and is a predicted model, not a curated record. The transcript is spliced from 2 exons.